ACCUUAUUGAAACUUCUCCUUCCUUCGAAGGCCGCCGAACUACGACAAUCUUGGUUGAUAUUGGUAAAUUUCUCUCGACUUGGAAGCCGACCAUGGCAGAUACGAACCGCGCAAGGACCCGUCUUCGCAAGGCCUUUCGCUAUCCAGAUGAAGAUGAUUCCUCCGACUCCCUGCCGGAAGCAAUAGACGAGCAAGAACAAGAAGCUCUCAUCCGGCGUCUGGCUGCCGAAAACGCCGCCCGCGAUAUCCAGUUCCAACGCCUCCUCCUCGCCCUCCCCCUCUUGUCUGCCAUCCCCUUCCUCGUCGUCGAUCCCUUCUCCUCUUCUUCGUGGCUCGCCCUCUCCUCCCUCCUGUCGACCGCCUAUCUACUGUAUGCCCUACCCCCCGCAGAGACCGGCAUUCCCUUUCUCGACGCCGUGGUCUCUCCCAGGAAGACCGCCCUCCGCGCUCAGAGACGCGCCGCCGCCGCCCCCUUCCUCCCGCUGUCGGACAAGUCACCCCUGGAGGCCUAUUUGCCGUACCUAAAUCUAGCACUCUGCGCCCUGGCCGCCCUUUCUUCGGCGCUGUCUUCCGGCAAAGCCAAGCCCGAGGGAUUGAUCAAGCUCGGGUACCUCCCGACGCUCGUGUAUUUUCUCGUACUGGUGGCCAAGAUGGCUAUGGGCGGCGUCGAUCCUGAGGGCGAGCUGGGGGUGUUGCGGUAUGGUUAUAAAGGGGCAUGAUACAAGCCGUCUGUUGAAAAGUGUUGAAAUAAAUACCCAACUGGU
Messenger RNA from Sodiomyces alkalinus F11, 764 nucleotides. RefSeq lists its product as hypothetical. Lineage: Eukaryota; Fungi; Ascomycota; Sordariomycetes; Glomerellales; Plectosphaerellaceae. The transcript has 2 exons. The record is from RefSeq and is a predicted model, not a curated record. Bases 93 to 719 code for a protein of 208 amino acids.